Molecule: messenger RNA, 1866 nt
Organism: Amoebophrya sp. A120
Lineage: Eukaryota; Dinophyceae; Syndiniales; Amoebophryaceae
Source: the annotation of a GenBank genome assembly
AGUGUGCUGGCUUCUGUGUGUGAAGUGUAAGUGAGUUGACAACUGGAAUGUUUCUUUUGAACACAAGUGAGCAACGUAGUUUUGAGCCAUAGAUUUAGAUAGCUCGACCGGACAAUAAUUAUGGCGCCUCACUCCUCGGUCUCGUUGGAGUUGCUUCUUCAGGACUUUCUGCGCACUGCGCCAAGUACGGUUUCGUCUCGCGCAGCUGCCUCGAGUACUUCCACUUCCUUCGUCGAGAACUCAAGUCCUUCCGGACGAUAUGCUGCGUCCUCUGAGGAUGGCUAUCUCCAUGAUUUUAGUCCGUCGCGGGCCGCGGCGGCAUUGUGGUCUUCUUUCUGGACGAGCGCGGGACCAGCGGGGCCCUCGUCGGCCAGGGCUGGGUUGACCAGGACAUCAAGAACAGGAGCGCCGUCCGGUGAAGAUUUUUCGCUGUUUCACGAAACAACAACAAGAACAAAUCGUUCAUCGCUGCUGAGAAACAUCAAAAGCCAUUUUCUCGCGACCACCACGGGCCUUGCUCCGAGGACCACCAGCUUCGCCAGUACGACGACGUGCCGCAAAGACUACGCGCUACCCUGUCCCAAAGGGUGGUGUUUAGCGGAGGACAAGGCGUGCGUGGCGCCGUACAACUGGAAAGGCGUCUGCGCGCUGCGGGACCACGGCCUCCCGAAACUCAGCGCCGAGGGCAAGGAGGUUCGCGGGGACACGUGCGACACGCCCUGGCUAUGAACUGCAAAAGUUGUAUCGUACUAGGAUAAAUCGCAUGACAAAUUAGCUCAGCAUGACAAAUGGAAUUUGUCACGCUGUUUUAUCUUGGGAUGAAGAUUUGUAAUGCAUGACUGCGAUUACUACGAGUGCGAUACUUUUGCACAGGUGGAUAAUGGCCCUGCGAGGACGAUUUCGCGGCGCACCAGUUAUCCUGAAAAAAAAGUGUUACAGUUACACACUCUGAUAGAAGACAAGCAAGACAGACAACCUCUGUCAUGCAGGAAAUGCUUGCCAGCCUAAUUGCAUUCGUGUUUUCCUUUAUAGUCUGCGCAUCACAGGUUUUCUUUGCCAUGUCGAGCAACUUUGUGAUGCAGAAACUCGAACGAGUGUGUAACUGUAACACUUUUUUCCUUGGAUACCAGGCGCGGAACAUCUACUGCCCCACGAUCACGGAUUUGGCCAAGGCACCGGAAAUGCCCGUGGCCCCGGAGAUGGCCAAAGGGAAGAAGCGGCACAACGUCAUCGUGCAGAUCGGGCCGCAGAGCGACAAACUGUUCGAGCCGCUGCAGGAGGGCGCGCUGGAACCGCCAGUGCCCGAGUCGCCGCCCGAGGAGAAGCUGGUCAUCGCCGUAUUACAGUGAAAAGUGCCCCCCACCCCUAAAUUGCAGAAAUUUGUGAUGCGAAGUUUCCAAAUGAAAACUUUUUGCCAUGCAUGAAAGGAGUAUGAAUCUUUCUGAUGCAGAAUGUAGGCGUGUAUCGCAUCGCUUGCAUGACAAGUGCCGCUCUUGCUGGGGUCUUAUGCAAUACAAAUUUUUGCUAUUCACUAUUGAAACCCUGUGAUGCUGAUAGAUGCAAGAGGGCGAAUGUUUCAUUUGGAAAGGUUUGCAAUACAAAUGCUCCCAAGUUCGGGGGUGGGGGUAUUUUUCAUUGUAAUACGCCGACGACGGCCUGCUUCACCAGCGCAAGAAGGGCGGACCGAAACUCCCGAUGAAGGGUUUGUACAGCCUAGAGGACGGGGCGGUGAAGAAGGACGCGCGGGCCAAGCCGGGGGCACACCCGCCGGUAAACGAGGACACGCAGAAGGACUUCCGGACGGGUAUACCCGCGAACGAGGUCCAGCAAGCGGUGGACGCGCUCGGUGGGAUUGUGCAGGACUAG